Xiphias gladius (swordfish) is the source of this 4819-nucleotide messenger RNA. It is a transcript of the gene xpot, whose product is annotated as exportin, tRNA (nuclear export receptor for tRNAs). Gene Ontology annotation, molecular function: tRNA binding; small GTPase binding. Gene Ontology annotation, cellular component: nuclear pore; cytoplasm; nuclear matrix. Gene Ontology annotation, biological process: tRNA re-export from nucleus. The coding region runs from base 241 to 3156 and encodes 971 amino acids. NCBI's taxonomy places the organism in Eukaryota, Metazoa, Chordata, Actinopteri, Istiophoriformes, Xiphiidae. The record is from RefSeq and is a predicted model, not a curated record. The transcript has 25 exons.
UACUAAUCCGGGCGGACACGCCGCACCGCGGCUCGAGUCGUGUGAGUCCAGCCGACGUGCAACUGAUUUCUGGAGACUUCGCAGCGGCUCCGUGAUGAGUUAACGGGACCGGGGGAGAGGGAGAGAGAGAGAGAAGGGGGGAGAAACACUUGAUGAAUUAAGUUUUCACUAAGAUGAGAGACAUCUGCCCGACAGCAGCAGAUUGGAGAGAACCUGCCCUGGAGGAAAGCUAACCCACGAAUGGCCUGCCAGUCUGUCGCUGCAGUCAUGGACGAGCAGGCCCUGCUGGGGCUCAACCCGAACGCCGACGCCCGCUACAGGCAGAGGGCCAUGGCAUACUUUGAGCAGCUGAAGGAGUCUCAGGAUGCCUGGGAGGUGUGUGCGGAGGCCCUGGCUAAAGGGAUUUACCAUGACGACCAUGUGAAGUUCUUCUGCUUCCAAGUUUUGGAACAUCAGAUAAAGUUCAGACAUGCCGGUCUGAGUGCUGUUCAGCAGCAGCUCAUCAGAGAGACUCUGAUGAAGUGGCUCCAGUGUCAGCUGAUGAACGCUCAGCCCGAGAAGCCGUUCAUCAGGAACAAGGCGGCCCAGGUGUUGGCCCUCACCUUCGUCAUGGAGUAUCUGACUCUGUGGCCCAAGUUCUUCUUCGACAUCCUGUCUCUGGUGGGUCUGAACCCUCACGGCGUCGACAUCUACCUGAGGACGCUGAUGGCCAUCGACGCCGAGGUGGUCGACAGAGACAUCCUCCACACACCUGAGGAGACUCGUAGAAACACUUUAAUCAAAGACACAAUGCGGGAGCAGUGCAUCCCCAGCCUGGUGGAGUCCUGGUUCCAGAUCCUGCAGACGUACCAGCAGUCCCACCCAGAGCUCACCUGUCAGUGUCUGGAGGUGGUGGGAGCCUACGUGUCCUGGAUCGACCUCAACCUCAUCGCCAAUGACCGAUUUGUAAAUCUGCUGCUGAGUCAGAUGUCGGUGGAGGAGCUCAGAGAGGAGGCCUGCGACUGCCUGUUUGAAAUCGUCAACAAAGGAAUGGACCCCGUGGACAAAACCAAACUGGUGGAGUCUCUGUGCCAAGUGCUGCAGUCUGCCGGAUUCUUCAACGUGGAACAGGAGGAGGACGUGGACUUCCUGGCCAAGUUCUCUCGGCUGGUCAACGGGAUGGGUCAGAGUCUGGUGCUGAGCUGGACCAAGCUGGCCAAAGCCGGCAACGUGAAGGACGCCACUGACACGCUCCAGGCCGUGGAGGCCAAGGUGCCGCUGCUGCUGCAGCUGCUGGUGCACGAGGAUGACGACAUCUCGGCCAACAUCGUCGGCUUCUGCUACGAAUACCUGCACGUCCUCAAACAGCUUCCCCAACUGACAGAUCAGCAGAAAACAAACAUAGAGGCGAUCAUGCUCGCUGUGAUGAAGAAACUGACGUAUGAUGACGAGUACAACUUUGAAAAUGAGGGAGAGGACGAGGCGAUGUUUGUGGAGUACAGGAAGCAGCUGAAGAUGCUGUUGGAUCGUUUGGCUCAGGUUUCUCCCGAGCUGCUGCUGGAGGCCGUGCGCCGAGUCUUCACCAACACGAUGCAGAACUGGCAGACGGCCCCGUUCAUGGAGGUGGAGGUGGCCAUCAGGCUGCUGUACAUGCUGGGCGAGGCCCUGCCGGCGUCUCACGGCGCUCAUUUCUCCGGAGACACGGCGAAGACGAGCGCUCUGCAGGACAUGAUGAGGACGCUGGUGUCCUGUGGCGUCAGCAGCUACCGGCACACCUCCGUGUCCCUGGAGUUCUUUGAGACGGUCAUUCGAUACGAUAAAUUCUUCAUCGUGGAGCCUCAGCACAUUCCAAAUGUUUUGAUGGCGUUUCUGGACCAAAGAGGACUGAGACACAACAGCCCAAAGGUCCGCAGCAGAGUGGCCUACCUCUUCUCCAGAUUCAUCAAAACUCUGCACAAACACAUGAAUGCCUUCAUCGAGGACAUCCUGACCAGGAUCCAGGACCUGCUGGAACUCGCUCCUCCCGAAAACGGCUUCCUGGCGCUGCUGACCAGUGACGACCAGCUGUUCAUGUUUGAGACGGCGGGGGUUCUGAUUGUGAACGGAGAGAGUCCUGUAGAGAGGAAACAGGCGCUGAUGAGGAGUCUGCUGACGCCGCUGAUGGAGGCCUUCCGCCUGCUGCUCGCCAAAAUGCCUCAGGAGACGGAGGAGGAGAGACAGGCCGCCCUCGCCGACUGUCUGAGCCACGCCGUCGGAUUCGCCAGUCGGACCAGUAAGGCGUUCAGCAACAAGCAGACGGUGAAGCAGUGCGGCUGUACGGAGGUCUACAGAGACUGUCUGCAGACCUUCCUGCCUGCACUGAGCUGUCCCGUCCAGCGGGGGGUGCUGCGCAGCUCGGUCCGCUCCUUCCUGCACCGAAUGAUCAUCUGCCUGGAGGAGGAGGUGCUGCCCUUCAUCCCCGCCGCCUCCGAACACAUGCUGAAGGACUGCGAGGCCAAAGACCUGCAGGAGUUCAUCCCGCUCAUCAGCCAGAUCACCGCCAAGUUCAAGCGGCAGGUGUCCCCCUUCCUGCAGCAGGUCUUCAUGCCGCUGGUCCUCGCCAUCUUCGAGGUGCUGGCCCGGCCGGCGGAGGACAACGACCAGGCGGCCGCUCUGGAGAAGCAGAUGCUGAGGAGGAGCUACUUCAGCUUCAUCCAGACCAUCACGGGGAGCGGAAUGAACGAGGUGAUGGCCAAUCAGGGAGCAGAGAACAUUGAGCGAGUUGUGUUCACCAUCAUCCAGGGAGCCGUGGAUUUCCCCGACCCCAUCGCUCAGAAAACCUGCUUCAUCAUCCUGUCCAAACUGGUCGAACUGUGGGGAGGUAAAGAUGGCAUGGUGGGCUUCCCCGACUUCAUCUACAAACACAUCGUCCCUGCAUGUUUCCUGGCCCCUCUCAAACCGACCUUCGACCUCUCAGAUGCUCAGACGGUCCUGACGCUGUCCGAGUGCGCCAUCACACUGAAAAUGAUCCACCUCAAACGGGGACCGGAGUUCAUCCAGUUCUUACAGCAGGAGUAUCUGCCCUCGCUCCAGGUGUCACCGGAGAUCUCCCAGGAGCUGUGUCAAGUGCUUCAGCAACCAGAUGUCAAAGUCCUGAAGAACUACAUAAAGGCGUUCUUUCAGCGAGCGAAGCUGUAGGACAUAAAACUGGAAGUUCACCGGGACUGAAAGGACUCUUCACGGGAAGUGGUGGAACAAAAAACAUGGAACUUAGCAUAGGAGCCGCUUUUGCACUUAAAAAGUUAAUGCAUAACAAAGCCCGGUCUGUCUAAGUCUGGAAAAUGGACAGAAGGUCGGUGGACGGAUCAACCCCUCCGGCCGCCGAGAGGACGAGCUGUCCACGUGGACUCGAGACGUGACGGAGCUCGAAUUCUGAUCCGGAAUGUGGAGAACUUGUGCGGAAAGGGCUUUUAGACGUAAAAAACAGAUCCGUCUGGAAACCGCUGGGUAACUAUCCUGGAUCUCCUCUCGGUUAGGAUUUGGGUAUCGAUAGCUUUAUUCUAGUCAGACCUUUACAGUAGGAACCACGUUUCAGAACAUCCUAGAUUGGAGGGUUUUUUGUUUUUGUUUGUUUUUUGUUUUUCUGGGGAUGUCGUUCACUGCCACAGAAGGGACGAAAUUUAAGGGCUGAUUUGCAUAAUUUUGAUUUAAAAUGUGGCUCUGAUUUCCUUUUUUCGAACGCGUUGAGGAACGGACGGUUGAUUUCCAAGUUUGAAGUGAAAAGUGAAGUGAAGUGCUUUCAGCCCGGCUCGACGCGCAUCCGCCUUCCACCCACUCGAUUCUCCUCAGUUCUCAGUUUAAAAUCAGACCUUCUCUGUAUGAUCUCAGCCACUCUUCAUAUUUGUUACCUGAUCGGACAGAGAUGCUCAGUUUGGAGCUUCAUCGGCCCCUCGUGGGGAGUUCACGAUAAAAUUGAAGACAUGGUUUCAGUCCGUGGAAUUUUUUUCUUUCCUGAAAAUGCCACGAACGCUUCUGGCUGUUUUUUUUUAAUUUCCGAUGGAAAUGAACAUAAAAUGGAGGAACAAAGUGUAAAUAAGAGAAUAAGAUGUUAAAAAAUGUAAAUAAUGUUCCUAGGUUGAGUUUUUCUUUCUUUUUUUUCUUUAGCUCUUCAUUCCCAUCUGGAAACUACAUGUGGAAAUGAAAAUGAAAUCAAAGUUAGGAAUGAUUUAAAAAAAGAUUUAACGAAAAACGAAAACUCAAAGUCGGAACUGAGACACUCAGUCAAAGUCAUGAAUUCCUGCAUAAAAUGUCGAUUUGGUCCUUUUGACUCAAUAAAACUGGACGUUGUGACUUAAAAAGGAUUCGCUUUAAAUGAGAAUCAUCAUAUUGAGUAUUUUUUUGGAUGGUAAUUUUUAUUUAUCAUAUUUUUGACUCGUGCAGUUCUGAAUGAGUAUCUGACCUUGCAACUCUCACAGUUGUGGCUUUAAACGUGAACAUUUUGACGAUCACAACGUUAAAAAACGACUCCUCCUGACUUUGACCUUGUGAAUUAGUCUUUCAGUUACAGUCUCACAAAAGUGUCUUACUGUGACUAUUUUCAUCACUUUUUCUUUUUGACCUGCUCAUAGUUUAUCAUCAUUUUCACCUUGUAGAUCUCAUAAUUGGGACUUGACACGCCUUUGAGGUGGUAUCACAUAAUUUUGUCUAAAAGGUUUUAGUUACUAUCUCAUGAUAUUGACAAUUAUUUUUGGGCCCGUAAAUAUAAUUUAUUUAGUAAAAAUCCCAAAUUUUCAGUUACUGUCUCGUAAUGUUUCUUAGUAUCUGCUGUUGACUUGGUUUCUCAGAAUUUGAUCUUUGCAAA